Theobroma umbraticum is the source of this 1319-nucleotide messenger RNA. RefSeq names its product Fe superoxide dismutase 2 (gene FSD2). Gene Ontology annotation, cellular component: chloroplast nucleoid. Gene Ontology annotation, molecular function: superoxide dismutase activity; metal ion binding. Gene Ontology annotation, biological process: superoxide metabolic process. The record is from RefSeq and is a predicted model, not a curated record. Lineage: Eukaryota; Viridiplantae; Streptophyta; Magnoliopsida; Malvales; Malvaceae.
CCAUGACAAGACGGAGAGACGCAUCUGACGUGGCGGCCAUUUAAUGGCAUAAACUGCCGAUGUGGCAGUUAAACACAGCCCUUCCCACCUCUUUUUAAAUGUCCCACAUCUACCGGUUGCCUUGUCCAAGAUUUCCAAAAAUUCCGACAAGCCUACUCGAGGAAUGGCGGCAGCUGCUUCCAUGGCUACUUCACUUACGUUCCCGUUACUUCCCUCCCAAGGGCUUCGUGGACCGUCUACUAGCUGGUUGCCAUGUACAAUACCCCAGAGGCGCUUUUCGAGGAAGGUUGCUUCUAAUUUGAUAACGGCAAAGUUCGAGCUGAAGCCUCCUCCAUAUCCGCUGAAUGCAUUGGAACCACAUAUGAGCCGAGAAACCCUGGAGUAUCAUUGGGGAAAGCACCAUAGAACCUAUGUGGAGAACCUAAACAAGCAAAUUGCAGGAACAGAGCUAGAAGGGUUGCCCUUGGAAGACAUUAUAAUUGUUUCAUACAACAAGGGUGAUAUACUCCCUGCCUUUAACAAUGCCGGACAGGCCUGGAACCAUGACUUCUUCUGGGAAUCAAUGAAACCAGGUGGUGGAGGAAAACCAUUUGGAGAUCUUCUAGAUCUGAUUGAAAGAGAUUUUGGGUCUUUCGAACAAUUCAUCCAAGAGUUCAAGUCUGCUGCAGCUACUCAAUUUGGUUCUGGCUGGGCAUGGCUUGCAUACAAAGCCAAUAGGCUUGAUGUGGAAAAUGCGAUCAAUCCUUGGCCAUCAGAGAAGGACAAAAAGCUUGUAGUUGUAAAAAGUCCAAAUGCCGUGAAUCCCCUUGUUUGGGACUACUUCCCACUGCUCACUAUUGAUGUCUGGGAGCAUGCUUAUUACCUUGACUUCCAGAACCGACGACCGGAUUACAUUUCAAUGUUCAUGGAGAAGCUAGUAUCUUGGGAAGCAGUUAGUGCUAGACUUGAAAAAGCAAAGGCUCUAGCUGCAGAGAGAGAAAUGGAAGAAGAGAGGAGGAAAAAAGAGGAAGAAGAGGAGAAACACACUGACGAUGAAGCUGUAGAGAUGUACUUAGAUAAUGACACUGAUGAUUCCGAGGCUGAAUAGAUUUAGAUUAAUAUACCUUGAUGUGAUUAUCUCUUCAUUGUAUCUUCGGAAGUGAGAAAGAGGUUUUUUUUGCACGUCAAAGAGAGAUCCUUUUGUUCUUUUCAGUUUUGUUUGUAUCCAUACCUGGACAGCUGAAUUUUGAUACGUGAAUAUUCAGCCGUCAGAUGUAGAAAUGAAGUGGUGUAUCAAUAAAGUCCUAUAACUUCCAGAAAAUGAAGUGCUUUUAAGCAAA